Messenger RNA from Entrophospora candida, 500 nucleotides. The record is from the annotation of a GenBank genome assembly. NCBI's taxonomy places the organism in Eukaryota, Fungi, Glomeromycota, Glomeromycetes, Entrophosporales, Entrophosporaceae.
CGUCUACUGAACUUUAUGCGAUAGAAGGUAGAUUUGCUUUAAACCAAGUUGUAAGAGACAUUUCACAACUUGAACCAACAACAAAAGUUAUAUUAGAUGGUUCUUACCUAUUAGAAGUUUUAUCAAGAAAAUUCAUUUAUCCAAAGUUAAGAAUUGAUGUGAGUUCAACAGGUAUAAAACCAACAGUAGUAAUUACAGGUAGUGAAUGGAAUAGUAAUUCUCCAAAAUUGCAGUAUCCAUUAGAAUUAUAUGCAAGAGCUCGAUCUGAAUAUUUUACGGUGAAAGAAGGAUUUAGUAUUAUUAGUGUUUUUGCAAAUCCAUAUAUAAUAAUGUUAGGAUUUAGUGUAUUGAUGUUGUUUAUAAUGCCAAAGAUGAUGGCAAAUAUGGAUCAAGACGCGUUGAAAGAAAUGCAGGAAACUCCAGCUCAAAAUCCACUUGCCGAAAUGCCAGAUUUUUCUGCUGCAAUAGCAAAUUUCAUGUCUGGAGGAAAUGUUGAUUAG